UUUUGCAUCUUUGCGCCUGCGCUUUUGUGCUUGCUGUAGCUUUGUGAAGUAAAAUGGCGCUUGCCAGAGAAAUAUAGAUAGAUUUUCUCAAAAGAUUCAGAUAAUAUUUGAAUACCUUGUUCAUCGCAUUUGGUGUAUGUCCUGUUGCAGACAUGAGCAGCACAAGUACUGUGCGGCGUUUUGGCACAGGAAAGACGUAUGGCAGAGCAAGAGAAAGCACAGCCAGUCGUGCCUUUGAUGAAGUCCUUACAGGGAAGCCAACUCCAAUCAAAGCCACACCAUCUUACACAAAAUGGGGCAAAACAAAUUUUGUUGCAAUUCGAGGAGACCAGAAAAACAAACUAGAUGUGAUUCCAGAUGCAGGUGUGAAGAUAGAACCUGUAAAGGAGUCAAAGGAAGAGGAUCCUUUUAGCUUUGAUACAGAGGAUAAGCGCAAAUCAAGUCCUACGAAGCGCGGCGUAGUUGUUGCACAAGAGGUGCACCGUCCAACCACUAAGCUUCCUGCAUCUAGAAUUGUUACUGUAAGUGAUGGAAAUCAAAACGUAACAAAUCAGUCACUUCCUGCUGCCAUUGCUCGGCCUGGAAGGACCUACACCAGAUCUCAGGAAGGUCGUACGUGGACUGGGCUUAGUGGUCGAUCACAGCUUAUUAUGGACCAGUUUGUUGAAGUUGGAAAGACAGUCACAACAGAAGAGGGAAUGAAGGUCAUCUACUAUUCUUCUCAGCCUCAUCCCCGUGCAACACCCUGCACCCCUGUACCAGUUUCUCACACAACAGAAUCAUUGUCAAACAGCUCAGUUGACACUUCAGCUGUUAGCAGUGCAGAAGCUGUCACUCCUGUAAGUCUGGCAUCCAUGCAUGACAAUACACCUAAAGCUGGUUCCUCAAUUGAUGACGGUAGUGAUGACGAUGAUGAUGAUAUCUUCCCAGCUACUUUUCGCCGACAGCCGUUGAAAACAUACACAGGAGAGAUAAUAACCCCAGUUAUUAAUGCACCAGACUCACCCCCUCCUAGCAAAAAGCGAAGAAUGCGUUCUAGCAGAGGAAGAAGGAAUUCACGAUACACUGACCCAUCAUUAAUUGAAGAAUACAGGCGCCGUUAUGAGGCAACAAAUGCUCAUAAAGAUCACACAGCGGGUAUGUUCAACAGUACAGUGAUAUCUAGUAAGGAAAUGCGUAACCAGCAAGGCACUACUCUUGUUGUGGUGUGCAAACCUAAAGUAGAUGUUGCAGAGAAAAAAGAUGAUGUGCAGACAAAGUAUUUCAAGAAUGUCAAAAAAGAGCUUGAUAAAGCUGACAAAAAUAGUAUCCUUGACUUCUCUGAGUCAUCAGAUUCUCAGGAAGAGACAAAAAUAGAGGGAAUUCAUGAAGCCAAAAGCUUGCAAACUUCUUUAAAAAGGGCUAGCAGUGCACCUUUACCUUCCUUGAUAACGUCUUCACCUGACAAUGCCUCUUCUGCCAGCACACCAACUCGUAACCUUCGGGUCCGAUUUGCAGAUGAAGUGGUAGUUUCAUCUGCUAACACAAAAUCGUCUGUUCCUUCGACAAGUAAGAGAGGACGACCACCCAAAUCAUCUAAAGAUACGGGAAGUUCCAGUCAGGACGCUGCUAAUGCUGGCACCAAUUCUGAAAGCGGCAAGGUUCAAAUUGACAAUCAAGAUGCAAGUGUCGGCGUGAGAACUCGCUCUAGUAAUCGCCAGUACAGAAUUUUUAAGUCUCGGGGACCUCCACCAGUUUCUACUGUCAGCAAUGAGCAAAGUGUUUCAGAGUCUGCAGACUCACCAGAAAUGCCUCAGCUUACACCAGAAUUGCCAUCUUGUGUUGAGGGUAAUGAAGACAAUAAAAGGAUGGUUGAAGAUCAGACCCCUCCAGAUAUAAAAAAUGAGAAUGAAGAAAUGAAAACAUGUAGAUCAGAAGAAGAGAGGUCUAAAAUUUCUGAAGAGAUGACAUUGGAAGAUAGUGACAGAAAUGGUAUAGAGAAGAGUGGCACAGAUGAGACAUCGAAUCAAAAAAAUAAACCUGCGAUGGCUUCGCCAAUGGAAAUGUCUGAGGAUUCUCAAGAGUUACCACAGGACCUAACACCUCCUGUAGAAGGGAACCAGAAGGAAGAAACUGCUGCACCAUCUUCUACUCGACGCUUCUUUAAAACCAAAAAAUCAGCAGGGGCAGUCACCUCUAACCUGCAGCGUCGAGUCUUUGAAAAGUCUCCAUCAAAAGCAUCCUACAAUGCAAGAUCAUGGCACCAGGAUCAGGAUUCACCUGACAAAGAGGAAAGAAAAGCACCUCGCACUUUAAGACCUCUGGCUGUAGAUGACUUUGAAGAUGCUGUCCCUUCAUCACAGACAAUGCCAAAGUUAAAAAGAACAGUACAUUGGUCAAAGGAUGAGGACAGAGAUUCAUAUACAUCACUUCAUGUUAACAAACAGCACAAGGAACUGUACACUGUAGUACACAAUGUGAAGCAGGCAUAUGAAGUACAGGAAUCUGGAGAAACACAGGAUUUCAUGGAUGACAUUGAAUAUCUGCUGGAUAGUCUUCGUGAUGAUCAGCCAUCAUCUAUUCGCACAUUAAGCACAAUCCAGUUAGCAGGUCGCUGCAUUUUGCCAUCUUUUAGGAUGCAUUUGCGUGCUCAUGGAACUGUAACAAAGAUUUUUAGCCUUCUUCAUGAUGCUUGUUCAGAUUCAGCACUGGCACUGAGCACUGCAGCUAUGAUGUUUAUGCUGUCUCGUGAUCGCCUUAACAUGGAUUUGGACAAAGAAUCACUCCAUCUAAUGCUUAAGUUGAAUGAGGUAGACAUGCCAAGGGAAGGUUACACCAUAGCUAAACCAGUCCUACAGACAGGAGCUGAUACAGGGGAAGCAAAUAUAUCUGCUACUACUGGUAUUAAUGGAGAGGAGAGCGUAGAGCUUGAAAAAUGUCGAAGACGUGUCCAAGAACUGCUGGAACAAUUACAGCGCGAAACCAAUGCAAAACAGAUAGAUCUUGAUUUUGUUUCGACUGGAAAUUUGGCUAUGGAAUCACUUCUCAGUUUAACAUCACGCCGUGCUGGAGAGUGGUUUAAGGAAGAACUUCGGUGUCUUGGUGGCUUGGACCAUUUUGUAGAAACAAUUUACCGUUGUGGAGCAGAGAUAAAAGAGGAUGUGGUCGGGCAACUGGAACCUUACAUAAACAACUUAAAGAAGUUGGACCGAUGUUUGAGAGUUUUGGAGAAUAUCACAUUUAUGAAUAGUGACAAUCAGACCUACCUCAUUGCUUACAAUAAUGGUCGCCUAAUUUCCUCAACAUAUCGUAUUCUAAAGCUGUGUCAACAGUGCCUUCCCACCUGUCCACUGCAAGAAAUUGGGGAUGCAAGACUUAAGGAACAACCUGGAUGGACGAUCUUCAGCUGCCUUCUUGCCAUUCUGCGUGUUCUUGUAAACAUAACCCAUGAUAAUGAAUUUGGCAGCGCUAAAGUUGGAGAAGAAAAAGGCCUUCUUCAGACUGUUCUGAGCUGCAUGUUGAGUACACAGUGGUAUAUACCAUCUGACCAGCGUUUUGACUUGCUUGUGUUGAGUUUGGGUCUGGUGGUCAACCUUUUGGAACACUGUGACAAAAAUCGACAUCAGUUGACAGAAAUGUUUGUGCCUGCACGGGCAAAGGAAGAUGCUGCUGCUGUGGAGAUGAAUGUUAUUGAAGCUUUAGUUCAGCUUUUCUUGCAACGUGAAACUUCAGCUGCACAAAUAGAAGAGACAUCUGACAUGGUCAGUACUGGUGAAGCAGUGGUACGGGAACAAAUGCAGGAGAAAGUGGAACAGGCUAGCAGGUCACCUGAACUCUGUACAGCUGGUAGCAGUUCAGACAAACAGAUUGAUGGUGCAAGUAUUUUGGAAGAUGAGGAGACCUUUACCAAAGCUUUGCACAAGGCUGGUAAACACAUGGAGAACAGCAUUGUAGCUUCCUAUGUGGGGUUACUUUUGGGAUGCUUUAUUCAAGGCAACGAGAAAUAUAUUGAGCUGGUUAAGCAACAUCUUCCUGGUGGCAGCUUUCAGCCUAUGAUUUGCAUCCUUAAGAAAUUCCUGGGUUUCAUGGAAUUAACAACAGCAGUUGGCACAACAGAUGGCAACUCCAUAUCCAGAGUGAUUGAGACACUAGAAGCUUGCUGAAAACUUGUAUGUGGGAUAAGCAUUAAAAAAGAAUAAGACUGUUGUGAGACAUGGUACACUGAUAACACUAUACCUCUUGCUGCUGGCUAAGCCGGCCAUUUACCAGUCUUGGUGAAAUAAAGGUUUGGCAAGAUUACAGAAAUUAACUGUUUCAGACCAAGUCCAGUUUCUCACGUGGUUUUGAUGCAUUUUGGUGUUUGUCUUUAGUAACCCUGAUACUUGUUUUCAGAACAGCUUGCUAUUGAUGCUUGCAUUAUCCCACAGUCUGUAGCUCAUUUUCUUUGUGUCAUUGAGAUUUUGUGUAUCUGUCUUUUUCUGUCAUUGACACUUGAUGAGGUCUUAUACGGAGAUGGUAGCAGAGUGUGUGUGUAACAGGAGGCCCACAUAAUACCUUUGUCUUUACUGUGCUUGGAGCAUAAAGCCUGCACUGCAAGUCUACAUCCAUCUUUGUCUUCCUACUCUGCUUCCUCCCAAAUUUUCCGGAUGGUUUUCAGCUCCAACUCUAUUAUUAUUAUUAAUUUUUUGCCAUCAUGGUCAGAUGUCCUUUUUUCUGCUUUCCUGUUUGGUUCAGCUCUAAGUUAUAGUGUAGAAUGCCGCCCUCUGCAUAGUGUAUGUCCAUUCCACCUCAAUUUUUUUUUCUUUUCUGGAUGGUCUUGACAGUGGCUGUUUCCUGAUGCCAUUUUAGAGCUUUUGGUGAUUUUCCAUGGUCACCUGAUGUUCCAGAUCUGGAAGUAACAAGUUAAUGAAGACUUUGCAGCUUGUCGUCCUAGUUCAUGGUGCAUGUCCAGGUCAUGGCCUCAUAAAAAAGUAUAAUAAUAAUAACUUUUAUUUAUAAAGAGGGCUUGAUGACCAAAGGUCGUUGCACACAACUCAUCAAUAUCUGUAGGAGCUAGCACUAGCUACUAGCUUUUAUCAGUUCUUGGGAAAGUUUGAUGAUUACAUCUUGAUAUAUAUUAUAAAUCUUUGUUGUAUUUAGAGAAAUAAUGUUCAAAGAGCUAUAGCUCUUUUUAUUGCAUGAUGUUUUAAGAUGAACUGUUACUUAACAUUAUUAUAGUCAACAACAGAAGAGCAACAUUAAAAGCUAGGUUUACAUUUUGUUUCAAUAUGAAGGAAAAGGGGGGUUGGGUGGUCUUUCAAUGCCAUGAAGAAUAUGGUCCAGAUAAUGUUAUUGUUGCCUACAGUCAGCAACUAAAUUUACAGGCUUGUGUGUUUGUAUAUAUAUAUAUUGUUCAACAUUGAAGCAACUUGUUUGCACUGCGGACAUUGAGUGAACGGUGUAGAUAAAACAAGUGGCAGCCACGGUUCCGUUUGGCAGCGUGCUUUUUUAAAUCUUUCCUCCUCAUCAUGAUGCUGCUAACAGGCUGUAUUCAAGUGGAUCCUGUACUUUGAAGGAAACUGUGACAGCCAAACCAUUCCGUACAGCAGGUGACCUUGCUGGACGGCCUCCUUGAGACCUUAUGAACUUUAUUGAAGAAACGAUGAAAACUGUUUGUAUGCGUGUGUGCAAGCGCUCUGUUGCUGCUACUGCUGCUGUGGAGAAAGUGAGUUGUAUAUACGUAGAAGAAAGUAGCAGACGGCAAGCAAGCCUGGUAAAAUGCGGCCAGCAUUCUGACCUUGUAUGAUGGAAUCAGUGUCGCUCGGCUGUAGAGGUUUUACUCUCAUGUGGCUGGUGUCUGUAUUUUCAAGGGAACUUUCAUAACUAUACAUGUAUUGUGCCUGACUGCAAGUAAAGCGGUGCGCUUUCCCAGAGUACAAAGAAUUAGGUGCAAAUGACGGCGAAAGAAAAGUAAAAAGCUUGCAUUUGAGACAGUUUUUAAAAAAAUGAUGCAAGUUCUUUUGAGUGUUCCAUCCGCAAAGUUGGUGAUACCAUCCAUCACUACAGGCAAACAUCUGCUCGCAAGCAGCAUCGCCCAGCUUUCGUCUGGACUGUAAACUUUCUAGAUGCCGUUUACGACAUACAGUGGUCAUUGUGGUUUGAGGUCAUGUCCUGCAGAGAUUGCGGGAAUGAAGAAUGAGCUGUAAAUUUGUAUGGCUCAUGUUUCAGGUGGUGGUGACCUGUUGGUUUUUUUGAAGUCUGAUUCAGGGCAGGUGAGGGUGUACAGUAUAUUCUAAUUGGUUCUUAGCCGCACGUGUCCGUCUGCCUUAAAGACCGCCAGUGAGCGAGCAGGAAGAGACUUCUUCACUGACGACAUAUGCAGAUCGUUUGUUUGAAUAGUGUGCAUAUAGUCGGACGAUGCUGCGUGAUAGAAGUGAGGCUUUAUUUACAGAGCCCCUGACCAGCAUGUAUAUAUUCAUCCCAUACAUUUCCCAAAUAUUACUCUUGACCCGGUUUAUUGACGGUAACUCCCCGCAGUCUUGACAUUGAAGGAGGGAGGGACGGGGCAGUGUGCAGCUCUCCGACAUAUAGCUGUACUGUAGUUGUGUUGAUUCUGUGCAACUUUCAACUUUUGCUGUAUAGCUGUACCAUUGUUCACGCGAUCAUGUUAUUAAAAUAAGUUCUCAUGAGUUGGUAGCACUUGUAUGUUGAUGUACACCUUUGUCAAGGUAGGAGUCGGUAUAUCAGAUUACAUCCUGUAUUUUUCAUCAGAA
Molecule: messenger RNA, 6731 nt
Organism: Pomacea canaliculata
Lineage: Eukaryota; Metazoa; Mollusca; Gastropoda; Architaenioglossa; Ampullariidae
Product: wings apart-like protein homolog
Exons: 17
Coding region: 153-4142 (1329 amino acids)
Biological process (GO): regulation of chromosome condensation
Source: RefSeq, a predicted model, not a curated record